UUAAAGCGAGUGUAGAUUCGGACGUGUCACUUCUCUGCUUCCCAGUCCUGAGUAGAUUCAAUCAGUCGUUAGCCAGAGUGGGUGUCGUCGUCAUCGGUUAUCUUUGCUCUUGAAACCCUACAAAAACUUGACUUUGUACUGCCAAAUACCAUCGUUUGGCAUAGUGUCUGGUCUAAACAUUUCGCGGCUAUUGACAAACACGAGACGUGCUGAAAUUUAAGGCGGCAAAAUAUGUCAAGCUUAGGACGUUUACGUUUAAUCACCUUCGAUGUAACGAACACUUUGCUGCAAUUCCGUUCUUCUCCGGGCAAACAAUACGGUGAAAUUGGGGCUCUGUUUGGUGUCCGAUGUAACAAUAAUGAUUUGGUUACAAAUUUUCGUUCAAAUUGGCAGAAGAUGAACCGUUGGUAUCCCAACUUCGGAAGGAAUUCAGCUCUUAUGGAAUGGCAUCAAUGGUGGAGACAAUUAAUAUCAAAUACAUUUGCCGAAAGUGGAUCGCCAAUACCGGAGGAUAAAAUCGAUAGUUUUACCAAACAUCUACUGGAGCUUUACAAAACCUCAUCCUGCUGGCAGCAUUGCAAUGGUAGUGUUGAUCUCCUUAACUAUUUACGCAUGCAGCAGCAAUUAGGGGCCAGAGAAAAUGCAAGAGGUGAAUAUCCGUUCGUAAUGGGAGUCAUUUCUAAUUUUGAUCCUCGCCUGCCAAAGUUGUUGGUUAACUUGAAAAUUGAUCAUUUCCUUGAAUUCGCUCUCAACUCAUAUGACUGCAAAGUUGAAAAACCCAACAAAGAGAUAUUCGAUAUGGCCAUGAGAGCAUCAAAUCUAAACGAUCUCAAGCCUGAGCAAUGUCUGCAUGUGGGGGAUGGUCCCACAACUGACUAUAUUGCGGCAAAAUCCGCAGGCUGGAAUGCAGCAUUAGUUCAUGAGAAAAACGCUAAUUACUUAACUGCAAAAUACGGUGAAGACAAAAUUGAUGCAAGUUUUGUCUUUCCUAGUUUAUACGAUUUCCACAGGAAACUUGCCACAAAUAGUAUAACGUGGUAGUUUUGUACACAAAUCUUUUUCAUAUAUAUGUACAUAAUGUAUUUUAUUCUAAUUUUAUGUGAAAACCAAUUUCUUGCAAAUUAUAACAUACAACAUUCCACAAA
Molecule: messenger RNA, 1145 nt
Organism: Stomoxys calcitrans (stable fly)
Lineage: Eukaryota; Metazoa; Arthropoda; Insecta; Diptera; Muscidae
Gene: Reg-2
Product: rhythmically expressed gene 2 protein
Exons: 3
Coding region: 232-1041 (269 amino acids)
Source: RefSeq, a predicted model, not a curated record